Messenger RNA from Hydatigera taeniaeformis, 1566 nucleotides. The record is from the annotation of a GenBank genome assembly. Lineage: Eukaryota; Metazoa; Platyhelminthes; Cestoda; Cyclophyllidea; Taeniidae.
AUGAACGUAUUUGCUAGUAGCGAUGGGUAUUUAGAAGAGUUGGAGAAAUCUGGUAAACUCACAAUUUAUUGUGGCUUCGAUCCAACUGCGGAAAGUCUGCAAUUGGGGAAUUUAGUCGCAUUCAUUGGAUUGCUUCGUCUACAAGCUUCGGGAAAUAAUGUCAUUGGGCUGAUUGGCGAGGCGACUUCACUUGUUGGUGAUCCAACUGGUCGAAAGGAUUCGAGAGUGCCUAUUAAUGAGGAAGCCUGUGCUUUCAAUUCGGAUCAUUUUCGAGACGCCUUUCUUUUGAUGCAAGCAAAUUUUACCGAACAAUUUUUGCCUAACUUUGCGCUUCUACACGAUCCUGGAAAAUUCGAGGUGCUGAAUAACAUGGAUUGGAUGAAGGGGGAGAAAGUAUUAAACUUUCUUCAAGAGGUUGCUACCUACAUAAGAUAUCAGGAGCUAGCUCACAAGGAUAGUGUCAAACUUCGUGAGUCCUACGGUUUGGGGAUGAAUAUGAAGGAAUUCGUAUACCCCAUGCUUCAGGCGUAUGAUUUUCUCCAUCUCUACCAAAACCACGACUGUCGCGUUCAGGUUUGUGGCACUUUGGCUUUAAUAUUUAGCUUGGUGCCUUUUUCACUCCUAGGUCUGACAGUUCCCCUACUGCUGGCUGCCGAUGGUACAAAGAUAGGAAAGACUACAUUAAGCAAUCAGGACGAUGUGAUAUGGCUGAAUCCUAGGUACCUCCGACCCUUCCACUUCUUUCAGAGGGUUCUCAAUCUUCCCGACAAGCUCAUGACUCCGGAGAUCCUAAAGUGUCUCUCCUUCUUUUCUGUGGAGGAGAUUGAACAGCUGUUGCUUGAUAAAAAGAAUAAUCCGUCACGUAGGCCUGUUCAGCGUGCUUUGGCUCAAGAACUGACGCUUCUCGUUCACGGAGCUGGUUGCCUUCAAGCAAGCGAAUUGGCCUCCCGCGUCCUCUAUGCCUCUAGCUCCAUCAACACUACCCAGAUGCUACCAAUGCUAGCUCUCUCAGAGGGCUUAAGCUCUACAGAGCGUAAUUUUCUGGUGUCCUGUUUGGCGCACUACACCGCACCACAGGAAGGUCCCUUACCAGUGAUUCAUGACAAGGCGCCCUCGGAUGCGGGACCAGUGGACCGUCUCCACGAAGUCCUGAAGGCUGCAAUAUCCAGCGGAUGCGAUCGCGGGAUUGGUCUCUUGGUGCAAGAUCGCGGGGUCACUCUCAAUGGACACCAGUUGCUUCCUGCUUCUUCCAGGAACGAAAGCUCGGAUAGGUCCUUCUCGGACUGCACGGAUCGCCGGUGUCUUCGACAGCUCUUCAGCUCCUCAGAUACGGCAGUUGAGGAGGCCUGGCGAGCGGCGGAUUCUGCAACAGGGUUAAGUAUCCUCCAGAUCGGUGAGUUGACUUUUCUGUGCCAGAUAGCCUUAAAUGUUACUCCUCUCAGUUCGUCCUCAGUUCUGUUUGGAUAUCGUGGGUAUGCAAUGAGAAUCCUUAACAAAGUCAAUGUAGCCCUGUUUAACCCAUACAGAUUUAACUUGGUGGACUCGAAAUGUGCUAUGCAGUACUGA